AUCAAUCUAUUGUUAGCGAGGCUCCGGGUAGCGGAAGAUGCAAAGUGCCAGUGCGGGAUGGAGGACGAAACGGUAGCGCACGUUCUGCUAAGAUGUCCUCGGUGGGCAGAGAUAAGACCAGCGAUGAAGGAGGCGGCAGGGAGAAGGUGGGGAGAUCUCUCAUACCUGCUAGGAGGCUAUAGCAAGAAGAGAGAGCUACGUACGGGGAAGUUAGCGGAUGGCCCGAUGGAGAAAUGGGCGCCAAAUUUGGAAAUGGUGAAGAUAACGAUCCAGUUCCUUUAA
This is a messenger RNA of Aureobasidium namibiae CBS 147.97, 282 nucleotides long. RefSeq lists its product as uncharacterized. The transcript has a single exon. The annotation marks the transcript as partial. NCBI's taxonomy places the organism in Eukaryota, Fungi, Ascomycota, Dothideomycetes, Dothideales, Saccotheciaceae. The record is from RefSeq and is a predicted model, not a curated record.